Molecule: messenger RNA, 3091 nt
Organism: Nycticebus coucang (slow loris)
Lineage: Eukaryota; Metazoa; Chordata; Mammalia; Primates; Lorisidae
Gene: FAM161B
Product: FAM161 centrosomal protein B
Exons: 9
Coding region: 55-2001 (648 amino acids)
Biological process (GO): cilium organization
Cellular component (GO): cilium
Source: RefSeq, a predicted model, not a curated record
GAUAGCUCUGUCACUGCUGCGGUCUCUGCUGCUUCUGCCAGGCUGGCUCAGAAGAUGACUGUGGGGAAGUCUGCGGGAGGCGCUGGCAGCGGGGAGUGGAGCAGUCAGAUAUUUCCCCUAAGGUCCUCCUCAGACACAGAGGCAGAAGAGGAGCUGUCUCGGGAUGGGCUGGUUCUGCCCAGAGCUGGCAAACUUGAUGAGUUCCUCAGCCCAGAGGAGGAGACAUAUUCUACUUCUGACUCAACUGGGAGCUUUUACAGGACACCACAGGUACUAAAGCAGAAAGGGAGACAGUGUCUCUUGGAGUCAUUCUUUCAGUCUGACUCAGACAGCAAUGAGAAUCACUCUGAAGAUGACAAGGACCUAGAGUGUUUCUUCCAAGACAAGUGCAGGAGGAAGCCACAGGUUCCGUGUCCUCAGUCUCUGAGGUGUGGCUCCACAAGGCGCUGCAGCUCCCUGAGCAGCCUUCCCUCCGAUAUUCCCAGGGCUCAUAUCCAGCCACCCUCAGGCUCUGAGCCUCCCUCUCAGCACAGAAGUGUCAACUCCUGGGCAUCAUCCAUUACUGUUCCUCAGCCAUUCCAGAUGACACUACGUGAGGCCCGGAAGAAGGCCCAGUGGCUGGCCUCACCUGCCUCCUUUGAGCAUGAGAGGCAACAGGCCCAGAGACAGGGUCAGGAGGAGGCCGAGUGCCAUCGGCAGUUCCGGGCACAACCUGUGCCUGCACACGUCUACCUGCCCCUAUAUCAGGAGAUCAUGGAACGCAGUGAGUCGCGAAGGCGGGUAGGAAUCCAGAAGAGGAAGGAACUGCUCCUCUCCUCCUUAAAGCCCUUCAGCUUCCUAGAGAAGGAGAACCAGCGAAAGGAAUCUGCUCAACAGAGAGACCUGGCUACCACAGUUAAGGCCAAAGCCCCUAAACAGAAGGCCACCAGAAGGAUCCCCAAGUCCAUUCUGGAGCCAGCUCUUGGGGACAAACUUCAGGAAGCUGAGCUCUUCAGGAAAAUUCGCAUUCAGAUGAGGGCCCUGGACAUGCUCCAGAUGGCCUCCUCCCCUCUUGCUUCCUCUAGAAACCAGGCUGACCAAGAGUCCCGCACAGCCACCCAAACCCAGAAGGAAAAGCUUGGGUUUCUGCACACUGACUUUGAAUUCCAGCCUCGGGUGAACCCUGUGGUCCCCAACUAUGAGGACCUUUACAAGGCCUUCCAGAGAAGAGCUGCCAAAAGAAGGGAAACCAGAGAGGUGACUCGCAACAAGCCCUUCUUGUUGAGGACUACCAAUCUGCGUCACACUCAGCGGCCCUGUGAUGCCUCCUCCGCUGGAGGGAGGAGGGAUUCCCCACAGCCACCAACUACACCCCUGCCAAGGAGUCGUUCUCUGAGUGGCCUUGCUUCCCUCUCUUCUAACACCCUCCCUGUGCACAUCACAGAUGCCACCAGGAAGAGGGAAUCUGCAGUCAGAAAUUCACUGGAAAAAAAGGAAAAAGCAGAUGAGAGUAUUCAGUGGUUGGAGAUGCACAAAAAGAAAUGUCAAGCAAUGUCUAAAUCUGUGACCUUACGUGCAAAAGCCAUGGAUCCCCAUAAAAGUCUGGAGGAGGUGUUCAAAGCAAAGCUGAAAGAGAACAGGAACAAUGACCAUAAAAGAGCAAAAGAGUAUAAGAAAGAAUUGGAGGAAAUGAAGAAGAGAAUACAAACAAGGCCCUAUCUCUUCGAACAAGUUACCAAGGACUUUGCCAGGAAAGAAGCAGAAAAACGGUACCUGGACACCCUAAAGCAGGCUGGGCUGGAGGAAGACUUUGUGAGGAACAAGGGUCAAGAUAUCCCAGCUGUACAAGGGAAGGAAGGAACCAAAGUCAGGAAUUCUCCCAGCAUCCAUGAAACUACAAAACUCAGCAUUAGGGAUCCACAGCAGGAUUUAGAAGACUCUCUAGAACAGCCUACCAGCCCCAAGAAAGUACUGGAGGACCUGCCUUAUGAAUCACUGGACAAUCUCAAGUCACUUGGUUAAUCAGUACACUUAAAAUCACUGCUUCUGAACAACAUUCAGCAGGUGACAGGUCUGAGUCAAAGCAGCCAAAACUUGGGUUUUGAGGCAUGGCAACUGUCAGAGAACGGGGGAAAGAGUUGCAGAUAACAGGGAAAUCAAAGUGGGAAAGCACAAGCGAAGGGAUCAUUGUCCAGAGUUAAGGUUUCUUGCAUUGUGCCUCAAAGCCCAGACGCCUAUGGGGCUAGGCAACUUAAGUCAGCCAGUAGAUGUAGUAUAUAUAGUAGGAGAUAGCAGAGGUCCUCAAACUUUUUCUUUUUUGAGACAGAGCCUCAAUCUGUCACCCUGGGUAGAGUGCAGUGGCAUCACAGCUCACAGCAACCUCCAACUCCUGGGCUUAAUCGAGUCUCCUGCCUCCACCUCCCAAGUAGCUGGGACUACAGGCGCCUGCCACAACACCCGGCUAUUUUUUGGUUGCAGCCAUCAUUGUUGUUUGACAGGCCCGGGCUAGAUUCAAACCCGCCAGCUCAGGUGUACGUGGCUGGCGCCUUAGCCACUUGAGCCACAGGCGCAGAGCCAAGGUCCUCAAACUUUUUAAACAGGGAGCCAGUUCACUGUCCCUCAGAUCGUUGGAGGGCCGGACUAUAAACUAUGAACAAAUUCCUAUGCACACUGCACAUAUCUUAUUUUGAAGUAAAAAAACAAAACGGGAACAAAUACAAUCACAUCGCCUCAUGUGGCCCGUAGUUUGAGGACCCCUGUAGUAGAGACUGGACAGGAUAAACCCUACUGGACUUCAGACUCAGAAUUAACCAGAUCAAUACAUUUUCAUCAAGCCUGUCAAAUAUGCAUCAAAUAUGCAUGUUUGCAACUAACUGAAAAAUUAUUUAGAAAUUCUAUAUAGGCAAAAUAAAACACUUAACAGAUUUGCCCAAUGCAGGAUGAUAAAUUUACAACCUCUAGUAGAAGCAUUUCUUAUCCUUGGCACUAUUGGUCAUUUUUGGUCUUUUCUGGUGGUGACAGUAAUAAUUGAAUAACUACCACCUUACGUUUGCUAGCUAGAAAUGAAGACACUCAUGUCAUGUUUCCUAAGACUACAGUUUAGUUUUACCUG